CGAUCCCCUCUCUUAUUCUGGAGGAGUGCCCCCCCUUCAAUCACUAGAACGAAUCAAGCUCGAUGCCCCUGUCAGCUCAAGAACAUGACACCCCCCUGUCUUGAUCCCCGGUUCUUCAGGUAUGGUGAAAGAAAGUACAGCAGGUUCCGUCACGGACUUACUGGUCUUCUUUUCUUUCACCCGCUGAACGGGCUCUGUACGAAAUACUGUACCGCCGCCACUGUUGUUUUUCUAAUCCAUCGUAUCGCCAAGCCAAGCCCGUAAAUCAACUCACCAACCUCCAACUUUUGGCUCCCUCUUCCUUUUUCUUUCUCUCUACCUCGUGCUUCCUCAACUGUUUUUGGUCUUGUUUAUUUGCUUUUCCGUUAUUGCCAUCGAAUCUUGCGUCGGAAUCAAUCCUCCCUCCUCAUAGGACUACCUCCCUGCCUCUAACGGAAUAACGAACCAUCGACCCCAAGUCUAGAACUGAUCUGCAAGGCGGAACUGAACCGUACGGUACGGCAGGAGAAGGCAAUUCAACUCCAGCAAUUCCCAUCAACGACCACAGUAGACGAAACGAUAAACCUGAGUGAUAUCGCCUGCUUCAUAUGCGCACACCAUCAUAAGACCCUGUUUCUCUUACCAACCCUCUCGUCAUACCGAAUACUCUGCAACACCAAAGCUAGCGUCUGUCUCAGUAAAGGUUUCAGUCACAUCGCCGUCUGCAGCAAACACAGCAAGAAACAAGACAAGACUCAAUUCAAAGCAAAACAAAGCAAGGCAAGGGUUAGACUGGAAAUUAAGCUUCGUCUUUCUGCAGUGCAAUUCUCUUUCUUGCCUGACCUGAUAGUGUCCAAGUCCAGAUUGCGCCGCUUUCUACUGCUUCUCCCUUUCUCGGUUGGCUCCGUCUGGCUCUGAUUUAGAGUUGGUCUGAUCUACUCAAAUACCUACCAGCGCCUGGCCAUUGCAUCUGCAUUUGAACUUGCAUUUGCUUCUGUUCCAGUUACACCCCUUCCCGUCGUCUUGUCUUUCUUGUCACUCUGCUUAAAAGCUAUACCCUUGCAGGCACCCACCUAAUACAGGGCCCUGCUCUCUCUUACAUACGUCCAGUUACAUAUUUGUUUUCCUUUUUCUAAAUUCCCUCUCCAAAUAUGUUUACUCAACCAGUGGUUUCCACGCCCACGGGCCCGCCACAGUCGUCGUCCACAUCCACCUCAAGACCGAGUCGCCUCCGAGGUUUGAGUUACUUGCGCAACUAUACACAAAAUCAUUUAUUGUCUCGCGACAACCACCAUAACAGCUCCAGCACUGGAUCAGCAGGCGGCACAGGCACAGCAAGCGCACGAAGCACGUCCCCUAAUCGACACGGCUCUAGCCUCACGCGAUCCCUCAGCCAUUCGCCUACUACAAGUGGACCAUCCACUGGAGCCCAGAACACCAACCACUUGACACUCGUCAGUUCGACACCCGAUCCCGUGAGGAAUUUGACAUCGGCGACCACCACAACAUCGAUACCUGCACUACCUCCUACUUCUGUUCCCGCUUCCGCUUCCGCUGCUGCUUCCGCUGCUACAAAUUCUACUGAAUCACCAAGGGCUUCCUCACAGCAUUCUGCCGACAUCAACGACCCCGCUACCGCUGCAACAGAAUUAUCAAUGACUGCAGAUACUCAAGCCUCCGCAGCCGCUGGCACAGUCGACUCGAACCAGGACCAGCCUGCCAUGACGAGAUCGCGAUCAGCCACCACUGGCGAAGGGGGCUCGUCGACUCCCGAAACUGCCCCAUCAAUUCGCUUCUCAGCCUACUACGACCCGCGCUCUACACGCCCGUCCCUGACAUUCCCUCCUAUCUCCAGAACUCUGCCCACGGGGUCUGAGAAGAUUCGUGUUGGUCGUUACUCAGAACGCGAUAGUCAUUCUAUGUCGAAUAUGCCUGGUAAUCAGCCAUCAGCUGCACCCGUGGGUUUCAAGAGCAAGGUCGUCAGUCGUCGCCACUGCGAGUUCUGGUACGAGGAUGGAAAGUGGUAUAUCAAGGACGUUAAAAGCUCUUCUGGUACAUUCCUGAACCACAUUCGCCUAAGCCCACCGUCUCAGGAAAGCAAAGCUUUCCCCGUCAACGAUGGAGAUAUCGUUCAACUCGGAAUUGACUUUAAAGGUGGAGAAGAGAUGAUCUUCCGCUGUGUCAAGAUGCGACUAGAGUUAAACCGUGGUUGGCAGAACAAGCUUAACACUUUUAACAUGGCGGCGCACAAGAGGUUGCAGACGAUGGCUUCUAGUGGAGCAGCUGGUACUAACUCCCAAGAUUGCUCCAUUUGCUUGAGCUCUAUUGCUCCCUGCCAAUCUUUAUUUGUUGCACCCUGCUCUCACACCUGGCAUUUCAAGUGUGUAAGAUCACUGCUCAACUCCCCGCAAUACCCCAUUUUCAUCUGCCCCAACUGUCGAGCUGGUGCCGAUUUAGAAGCCGAUGUCGAUGAACUGGCCGAAGAAUGGCAGCAGCUUAAGAACGAAGCCGAGGCAGAAGCAUCAACUCCAGCUCAAGCCGACACUGAGCCAGAGACGGAUCCGGUGCCUGCUGCUGCUAAUUCUGGAACUUCGACACCGGAGCGAUCGCAUACAGCCGACAUCGACCACAUGGACGUUACUGUCAACAUCACACCAGAAACACCUCAGCGAAAUGAAGUUAACCAUGCUAUAUCCGAGCCUUUACCUAUUAGAAAUGCGGCCUCAGCUCCACGAAGAGUCGGCCAGCUGGGAGAUAGUCGAACACCGUCACCUCCAGGUGGCACUGAAGGACCAAUCACCCCACGAAAUAAUGUUGGACCUUGGGUUUUUGAUGGCAGUGCCGGCCGUACAGUGAGCGCUACAGAAGGCGAAAUGACAAGUAUAGAUGCCGCAGCACAGCCAGACACAAGCGAAAACGACAUCGCGGCUCGAUGAUGACUUAAUUCGAAUGCCUGGUUCAAAUUAUUGCAUAUAUACAGACCACUUGGCCGUCAAGCGGCACUUGGGAAUCAUUACACAUAUAUGGCGUUCUGUUGGUUUGUCCUGGUUUUCAUGGCAGCAAAGGCGUUCAAAGGGUUUUAAACACAGCCAUCUGUCUAAGAAUACAGAGUUGGUUUGCUUGGGCUGGUGUGGCACAGCGUUGUCCUGGUUCAUUCUUCGAAGAGAUAUAUGAGGGAGAUUUAGACGCAAGAGAGUGGACGUUUAUAUGGCAUAGGAUGCAAAUGGCCAAAUAUGGGCCUAUGAGCAGGAGUUAAUGGAAUAGACUUGUUCUCAUAUCAUUCCAACUGAGAUGCUAAAGAUGCCGUGUAGCUUCGCAAGAUCAGAUGCUGUAUUCAUGAAGGCGUUUGUAUAACGCCACUGCAUACGUAGACAAUUGACACUGCUGUGCUAUCUCCAGCUUCUACACUAUCCCUG
This is a messenger RNA of Fusarium odoratissimum NRRL 54006, 3395 nucleotides long. RefSeq lists its product as uncharacterized. The transcript is spliced from 3 exons. NCBI's taxonomy places the organism in Eukaryota, Fungi, Ascomycota, Sordariomycetes, Hypocreales, Nectriaceae. Gene Ontology annotation, cellular component: cell division site; cytosol; mitotic spindle pole body. Gene Ontology annotation, biological process: mitotic spindle assembly checkpoint signaling; protein ubiquitination; ubiquitin-dependent protein catabolic process. Bases 1131 to 2915 code for a protein of 594 amino acids. The record is from RefSeq and is a predicted model, not a curated record. Gene Ontology annotation, molecular function: ubiquitin protein ligase activity; protein binding.